AUGGCCGACGACAGCGACGGCGAGUACAUCGAAGGCAUCUCCGACGAUGACCUCGCCGACCACCGUGUGACGAGCGGCCGAGGCCACGCCGGCCCCAGCGAUGCCAGAUCCAACCGACAUGCUGCCGCCGCCGCCUCCUCACGCAGCGGCCGCGGGCAACGACCACGAGGGCAGAAGAGCAAGCACGCGAAGCGCGCGGCCUGGGAGGAGGGAAAGUUCACCUGGGAUGUUCCCGAGGAUGAAGAGGGCAACGUCUCUCUCACCGCCCUCCUCGAGGCCGAGAAGCGGCGCCGCCUGCUGCGCGACACAACCCCCUUCCAGCGAGGCAUCAUCCGGCACAUGGUCCUGGUCCUGGACAUGUCCUUUGCCAUGCUCGAGAAGGACCUGCUGCCAAACCGGUACAUACUCAUGAUGCACUAUGCGGUGGACUUUGUGAGGGAGUACUUUGAGCAGAACCCCAUCUCGCAGCUGGGCAUCAUUGCCAUGCGCGACGGUGUCGCCGUCCACAUCAGCGAGAUGAGCGGCAACCCGGCAGAUCACAUCGACUGGCUGAGGCAUUGGGAGAAGAAGUUCGAGCCCAGGGGUAACCCAAGCUUGCAGAACGCUCUGGAGAUGUCCCGCGGCGAUCUUUUUCACGCCCCCUCCCACGGCACUCGCGAAGUCCUCAUCGUCUACGGCGCUCUUCUCUCCAGCGACCCUGGCGACAUCCACGACACCAUCGAAAGCCUCAUAGCAGACAAGAUACGAGUGUCCGUUGUCGGCCUCGCCGCCCAGGUGGCUGUCUGCGCCGACCUGUGUUCCAGGACAAAUGGGGGCGACGCGGGUUGUUACUCAGUCGCGAUGCACGAGCAGCACUUUCGAGAACUAUUCCUGGCCAGCACGACUCCACCCGUGACCCGGCAGACGGAGCGGAGCAGUGCCAGCUUGCUAAUGAUGGGCUUUCCUUCACGGACGAAAGCCGAAUACUACAAUGCAUCUGCCGAGGCUGUAAAAGCCAGUGGAAGCGCCAGGGAUAGCACGGAUGGCGCCAGCCGGCCCUCCAGCGACAAGAAAGACGCCAUCAGCCUGUGUGCGUGCCACAACAAGCCGUGCCGAGACGGAUACCUCUGCACGCGAUGCUCGACCAAGGUGUGCCGCCUGCCAGCAGAGUGUCCCGCGUGCGGCCUGACCUUGAUUCUCUCGACCCAUCUUGCACGAUCCUACCAUCACCUGUUCCCCCUUCGCAACUGGGUCGAAGUCCCGUGGGGCGAGGCCGACAAGUCGACCGCUUGUUAUGCCUGCUUGACGCCUUUCCCCGAGCCACCGAAAUCCAGAGGCAAGGCAAGGGAGCUUGCCGAGAAGAACGCAGGCGACAAGGUCAAGGGCAUCAGCGAGAGUAGCCGGUACGCCUGCGAGGUGUGCGGCAACCACUUCUGCAUCGACUGCGACGUCUUUGCGCACGAGAUUGUCCACAACUGCCCUGGGUGCCAGAGUGACACCCGGGCUGCGGCUCAGCUGGAGGCAGACUUGCAGGCGGCCGAGAAUGGCGUCACGCAUGCCAACGGGAGCAUGAUCGUGGAUUAG
Messenger RNA from Diaporthe batatas, 1563 nucleotides. Its product is annotated as TFIIH/NER complex subunit SSL1. The transcript is spliced from 2 exons. Lineage: Eukaryota; Fungi; Ascomycota; Sordariomycetes; Diaporthales; Diaporthaceae. Bases 1 to 1563 code for a protein of 520 amino acids. Gene Ontology annotation, biological process: regulation of transcription by RNA polymerase II; nucleotide-excision repair; DNA-templated transcription. Gene Ontology annotation, molecular function: zinc ion binding. The record is from RefSeq and is a predicted model, not a curated record. Gene Ontology annotation, cellular component: transcription factor TFIIH holo complex; transcription factor TFIIH core complex.